Molecule: messenger RNA, 1884 nt
Organism: Racocetra persica
Lineage: Eukaryota; Fungi; Glomeromycota; Glomeromycetes; Diversisporales; Gigasporaceae
Source: the annotation of a GenBank genome assembly
AUGCUAGUUCGAAAAUUAAAUAAAUCAUCUUUUACUGUAUUACUAAAAAUACAAUCUGAAUUAGAUUUAUUAGAAGAGAAGGCUAAGGAAGUCACACUAACUGAGCUUAAGGCUAAGAAUGCAGAACUUAUGGUCGAAAAAGCCAAUCUUGAGGCUAAAAAUGCAAAAUAUAUAAAGCUUAAGGAUGAGACUGCAAAGCUUAAGACCGAGAAUACCAAACUUUUAACACAAAUUAUAGAGAAAUAUGCUAAAAAUAAGGCUGAUAGAGUAAAAUUAAAAACUGGUUUGCAGUAUCCAAUCCUCUUUGAGCAUAUUAAGAUGACAAUUCUUGAGCUUGAAGCAAGGAAUGCAAUAUUAAGACCAAUUAUAGAAGAAUUUGCGAAGAAAUCGGAAUAUAGCCACCUCGUAACUGUCUUUGACAAGAAAAAUCGCAAAUUCCAAGCUAAAUAUGUCAAAAUAGCUGUGGACAUUCUUAACGAAAAACCAAUAAUUAAAUAUCAUCCUCCUUUCUUGAAUAGAUUGGAACUUGAUGCCUUCUUUCAAAAAUAUCAAAUCGCAUUGGAGGUGCAAGGAAGUCAACAUCAGCUUCACAGCACUAGCUGGUAUAAGGAUAUCAAAAGAUUUGAGGAUAUUGUUGAUCGUGAUCGGAAGAAAAGAUGCCUUUGUCAGCUUAAUGGAAUUUUCCUACUUGAAGUAUACCAAGGAUGCCCUGAAAACUGGAGUAAGAAACGUAAAAGAGAGUAUAAAAGAGGGCGUAAAAACGGAUUUUGUAUUGUACCUUUUUGUUCUUGUGAUCAAUAUGUUCUUGUUCUGACUUACAACCUGGCAAUGUUAGUCCGCUUGGAAGAUUAUAAAAGGAUUAUUCUUCAUGCCUUUGAACAUGGUUCCUGUCCAGAACCUGAUGUUAUGCAGAAACAGCUGAUUUACCGUGAGGUUGUUAUCAAGAAACUGAGACGAAUUCUAGAGCCGAUCUCUGACCAUAGCUCUUACCACGUCGUUGUCGGGAACUACGGAACUGGUAAGACCACAGUGGUCCGGCAGUGUGCUAGAGAUGUUGGAAAAGGGGUCAUUUAUGUUGAUGUACCCCCUGUAUUGGAUAACUUCAUUGAUAAACUUGCAAAGGCUAUUGGAUAUUCAUUCAAGGAGUAUGUGUCCUUCACUGAAUCAUUUAAGCGGAAGAUUCUAGGCAAUAGCGAGUCCGCUGAACAGCCCAGGUUUUUUCGUGUCCUGGAUGCCUUCGAGAGAGGAGCUAGAAAAUACAAGGAUUUGCAGGACAUCGCAAAACUCUAUGCUGACCAGAGCAGUUGCAUCAUUGUAUUUGUCAGUAGCGAGGGAACAGCGCCACGCAUGAUGAUGCAACGAUCAUCAUGGUCACGCGCUGAAAAAAAACCCAUUGUCAUCGAAGACCUAACUAGCAAAGAGGCAUUCACCUACCUCCACAGCAAGCUUGGCAUUGAGAAAAAGGUCACCAAUCAACUCAUCCAACUCUUAGGUGGCCGGAUUCGUGAUCUUAAGGAAUAUGGUAAUAUGAUAAAUAGAGGCGAGACAUUCGAAGGUGAGAGAGCAUUUACUAUCUGGACAAUGAUGAUGGUUCGUAAAAUUGUGCUCCGUGCCGUCAAUCACAACUUUCACCAGGCUGAAAUGUUGGAGGGCGAAAGAAAUCAUGUCAUUGGCAAGGUCAUCGUCCAAGAGUUGGUGAAAAAUGAAAAAAUCGAUUUUGAUACAUUCAUCAAGCUCGUCAAUAACAAACAAAUAGCCAAUGAACUGCUACAGGCCAAUGUUUUCUCAUAUAACCCGGAAAGCGGAACUGUCACCUUCCAGUCUCGCGCAACUGAAGUUUUUGUGAGAGAGAGACCAGAAUUUUCGUUGAAAGGAUUUAGCUAG